AUGGCAGAAGAUAAAACAUUUCGCUAUGGACUAAUUAUCCUGGGUUUCUUUUUGGUGAUGAUUGGCAUGUUCAUUAUGAGUGUAGAUAAGCCCCAGGUGUACAUUACAUUUUGUUCUAUGGGGGUCCUUAUGAUCUUUAUUGGAAUCACUUGGAGUAUCUGUCAGUGUUACCCAAAGAUAACCUUUACUCCAAUUGAUAUGGAAGAUGAUUCCUUUACAGAGAAGUCUCCAGUGCUCCCAAAUGACUUUAUCCCUGACAAGCAAUGUUCUAGUACUCAAUAUACUAGCAGUAAAGAAGCUGAAGUCUAUGAAACUGGCUUGCCAUCCUACGAUCAGAUUCAUAUAAAGGUGGAAGAACCUGGUGAGGGGAAGGAUGUUCAGUCAGUUCCCACUCUGCUGCACCCUUUGUUGUUAGACUGCUCCCAAAUGACUUUGCAGGCCAAAAUUGAAAUACACAGAAAUGUGGACAAUGAUAGCCAGAUAUCUGCUGAACCAGCUGGGACUGAUUAUUCAGCCUGCCUACUUGACUACAAUAGAGAUGCACCGGCACCACUCGCUUCACUGAAUGAAGAGGAUGAAAUCAACACAACAUCUUGUGAAUCAGAUGCAAGAAGUAGCCAUGGUUCUCUGAAUGCCUGUGAUACCUGGUCAUUUAAACAGAAAGCUGUGACACAUUUUGGAGAAACGACCUCUUUUGAAGGAAUUGCACAUAUAGAUUCCCCGUUAAAUGAUGAAAUAAGUUUAAAUUCUGAAAAUGAAAAUGUUUCUCCUUCAGAACAGAUGAGCAAUACUGAUACUGAAGAUCCUUCUGUACAGACACUUUGUAUCCCUGAUCAGAUACAGGAGUCAGUGGAUGACUUGUAUUAUGGACUGAAGGAUGAGUUGGAUCAUUUAGUGAUUGCGGAUGAAUCAGACUUUGAACAAUAACAAAAACAUACUAGCAAUUACCAUUUGCUUCACAAAUUAUUUUAUAUUGAAUCGUAGGGAUGAAUUAGGCUACAAAGGUUGAGAGGUCUGAGUAAAAAGGAGAUCAACAUGGUGUCAGGUAUUUCUGGGAGAAUAAUCCCCAAUUUUUGCCUUCAAAUUCUGCUACUACCAGUAUGCUAAACUGAUGAUGUAAAAAAUGCUUUUAAAUUCCAAACAACUGCUUAAUUAUAGAAGCAUACUAUUUUUGAGGCCAGCAAAUCUGUCCAAAGUUCCAUUAGCUUCCAAAACAAUGCAUUACUCCAAUGAAGCUGCCAUUCAGUGGUCUAUGAUAAUGAUUAUAUGUUUGGUUUUAAACGUAACAAAUGUAUGAGCUGCGAGGGCUGCCAUCUUUAGUGUGGAAUUCCAGGCAGUCACAAUCCAACUCCCUACCUCAUGUUUCUUUACUGGUUACUGUCUGAAUACCCCAUCAUUUUUAUUCUGACUGGUAUACUAUAACUGUAAGACUGUACAGUACCAUGACCAUAUUGUGUACAUUUUAAGACAUUCUUGUUGGGACUAACAUUCUGAUAAUUGAGGCCUUAUAGAUGAUAAGUGAGCUGGAGGAGAAUAGUCAUAUAAGUGACGAGAGGGGCAGUCUGGUAGUUACGGGGUGAUGCUGAUGUGCAGUCCAGAUAGGAGGCUGUUUAGUUCACACCAUGAGCCAUUAGCCUUUGUCUUCAGUCAUCAGCAGUGUCAGACUGGCCCACUGGGAUACCAGGAAAACUCCCAUGGGCCCCGGAGUCAGUGGGCCCUUUUGCUUCUAAA
This is a messenger RNA of Xenopus laevis (African clawed frog), 1731 nucleotides long. RefSeq names its product barttin CLCNK-type chloride channel accessory beta subunit L homeolog (gene bsnd.L). NCBI's taxonomy places the organism in Eukaryota, Metazoa, Chordata, Amphibia, Anura, Pipidae. The record is from RefSeq and is a predicted model, not a curated record. The transcript is spliced from 4 exons. The coding region runs from base 1 to 927 and encodes 308 amino acids.